Messenger RNA from Cokeromyces recurvatus, 954 nucleotides. RefSeq lists its product as uncharacterized. Lineage: Eukaryota; Fungi; Mucoromycota; Mucoromycetes; Mucorales; Mucoraceae. The record is from RefSeq and is a predicted model, not a curated record. Gene Ontology annotation, biological process: regulation of DNA-templated transcription. Gene Ontology annotation, molecular function: DNA-binding transcription factor activity, RNA polymerase II-specific; zinc ion binding. The transcript is spliced from 3 exons. Bases 1 to 954 code for a protein of 317 amino acids.
AUGACAAACAACACAGCUAUAAAAUCAAGUAAUAAUGGUUCGGUAGUUCGUAUGCAUCCUUUAAAAAGACCCAGAGCACCUAUUGCCUGUUACCGUUGUCACCAUAAAAAGGUUCGAUGUGAUGGUAUACAUCCUAAUUGUACUCGAUGUUUAACAACAGGUGUUAUUUGUGCAUAUCCAACUUCUCGUCGAUCUCGCAAUACGCAACCUACAAAUGUGGACCCCUUCAUAGACAAUCUAUCUCAGUUAGAAGCUAGAAUUCGAAAAAUUGAAACAGAUCUCGAGUCACAACGCGCUCUAGUUCGUACUGUCGUCUGUGCAAACAAUAAUAACGAUGUAUUAACACAUUGCAUGCUCAAGACUGAAAAGGACCUUCAAGAAUCUCGAUCCAUUGUGGCUCAGUUAAGACUCGUAGGUGAACAGAGAGUGGCACGUGGAAGAAGAGCUGCAAGAGCAGAGUUGAGUUCUGACAAGAAACUCAUGUCAUCUCAAAAGAGGAGGCUCAACACCGAAUCAAAUACCGCUAAAUCAUCUAUAAAUAAAGAUAAAAGAUACUCAAAUACAAACUUAACAAAUCCUUCCUUAACCUAUUAUUUUACUCAACAACAGCCAUUCUCAUUGACGGAUUCAUCGUUUCCAACUUGUUGGCCACUUUUAAAUGAUAAUAAUAAUCAUAAUGAGUUUGUGGAUCCUAUGAUUAUAGCUGCAGCUAUGUCUACAACAUCUUCGUCUACAGAUGAUCCUCUUUUAACUACUUCAAAUUACACAGAAGAUAGUAUGAACCAACAGCAUCAUCAUCUUCUUCAUCAUCAUCUUCAUAUACCUGGUUUACAACCAUCUUCUUCUCCAACUUCAACGUCUUCUUCUUCAAAUUCUUUUAGUGGUACCCAGCAGCAAGCAAUCUAUACCCGACCUUUUAUAGACGAAAUGAUCAUUGCAGAUAUUCAACCAUAA